Messenger RNA from Nematolebias whitei (Rio pearlfish), 1641 nucleotides. RefSeq names its product docking protein 6 (gene dok6). The transcript has 9 exons. Gene Ontology annotation, cellular component: cytoplasm. Gene Ontology annotation, biological process: cell surface receptor protein tyrosine kinase signaling pathway; positive regulation of MAPK cascade. Bases 32 to 1063 code for a protein of 343 amino acids. The record is from RefSeq and is a predicted model, not a curated record. Lineage: Eukaryota; Metazoa; Chordata; Actinopteri; Cyprinodontiformes; Rivulidae.
GGAAGCUUUCCCCCGGCUCCCCUCCACCACCAUGGCUUCCAACUUCAACGACAUAGUGAAGCAGGGGUACGUGAGGAUAAGGAGCAAGAAGCUGGGGAUCUUCCGGAGGUGUUGGCUGGUGUUCAAGAAGGCCUCCAGUAAAGGACCCAGACGGUUAGAAAAGUACCCUGAUGAGAAGGCAGCUUUCUUCAGGAGCUUCCACAAGAUUACCGAGCUCAGUAACAUCAAGAACAUUACCCGGAUGCCACGGGAGACAAGGAAGCAUGCUGUCGCCAUCAUCUUCUGUGAUGACACGUCAAAGACAUUUUCCUGUGAAUCAGAGCUGGAUGCAGAGGAAUGGUGCAAGCUACUGUGCAUGGAGUGUCUGGGAACCCGUCUGACUGACAUCAGCCUGGGAGAGCCGGACCUGUUAGCAGCGGGGGUGCAGCGGGAGCAGAACGAACGCUUCAACGUGUACCUCAUGCCCACCCCUAACCUGGACAUCUACGGGGAGUGCACCAUGCAGAUCACCCACGAGAACAUCUACCUGUGGGACGUCCACAACGCGCGCCUCAAGCUCGUCAUGUGGCCUCUCAGCUCCCUGCGCAGAUACGGCCGAGACUCCACCUGGUUCACGUUUGAAUCCGGCAGGAUGUGUGACACAGGAGAGGGUUUGUUUACGUUCCAGACGCGAGAGGGGGAGAUGAUCUACCAGCGGGUCCACUCGGCCACGCUGGCCAUCGCCCAGCAGCACGAGCGGAUGAUGGAGGAGAUGGAGAAGAGCUCCCAGUUCCACUCCAGAGAGACGUUAACCAAGUCCAUCUCCCUGCCGCGCAGCGCCUACUGGCAGCACAUCACACGCCAAAGCAGCGUGGGAGAUCUCUACAGUUACCAAGGGAGUGGUGGAGAAGAAAGACUAAAAGACAGAGAAGCCAGGCUGCUGAUGACUUUCAUCCCCCGAGCGCAGACCUUCCCCAGCUUUCUGUCUGAUGAGGCCGAGCAGCAGGAGAGCUGCCCCCAGGAAGAGGCACCAUCGCCCUCUGGUGGCUGUGAAUCAAGUUGCAGCCUCAGACCGCUUCAAUGACAGUGAGCAGUUCCAGCAACUGUGGACACUUUACCCCUCCCUGUAGAUUCAGACACCUGUACACUGACAUGUAAUAUAUUGUUUCUUGGUGAUACUUAUAAACAACAACUCCAGAAUGAGUAGAGGCGGAUUUCAUCCUUUUUAUGCGCAACUGCAGAUGUAACGAUAGCACCAAUAAUACGUUGAAGGGUGAUUUAAAGUGUUUUAUGUCUGUUCCUCUAAACGAAAGGCACUUGACAACACAUUAAAAGCACUGACUUAACAGGCCCAAUUUUUAGGAGAGGUUUGGUUCCAAAGUUGAUCAAAUUACAUCUGGCUCGGUCCAACAAUGUGCUUCCUCAGCGGUAAGUUGGGAGAGAAACUCCACCAGUUUUGACACAUAGUCCUCCCACACUUAACAGCACCCUGCAUUCUUUCAAGAAUGUGAAAUCGAUCAAUGCCUUCCACCAGAACGAUCCGACGUCCAUGGCAGUGAUGAAUCAGCGAAACACCCUAAUCGGUUACGACCGGAAAAAAAGAAAAAAGAAGCAAAAGUCAUUCAGAAAUGUGCUCCAAGGAUAGAGGGACGUAUUGUCACA